CCGUUGUUUAAGCAAAGAAGUGCGUGCUGCUGAUUUGACUUGAAGUCGUCCAUCCAAAUUCAGCCUAUAGUCGAGGCAAAUAUCAGGAUAGACGAGUCAAGUGUACAUUGUGGAUUAAAGGAUCAAAACAAAUCGGUAGAUGAUCGGAGACCAAGUUUUCUUCCUUUUCGCCUUCGGUUACAUAACACAAAACACAGUCGUAAUGUUACAAAUACUGGCUGAUGUGUUCCACCUGCUUGCGAUGCUGCUGCUCCUGUUUAAAAUUGUGAAAACAAAAUCGUGUGCAGGAGUGUCAGGACGCACGCAAUGCCUUUUGGCAAUAGUCCUUCUCACGCAGGACUUAACUCUCGCUCCUCAAAGCGUAAUCAACCUCGGAUUUAGAAUGGUUUUUGCCAUUUGUGCCAUUAUUACAAUCAUCUUAAUUUAUGGACCAUUUUCGCACACAUAUGAUGGCAAACACGACACAUUUCGCAUUGAAAUACUACUUAUUCCAUGCCUAGUACUGGCCUUAGUUCUAAACUACGAAUUCACUUGGUUUCACGUCCUGUGGGCGUUCUCAAUUUAUCUGGAGGCAAUUGCUAUUGUGCCGCAAAUUUGGCUGACUGAUAAAGUAGGAUACACUCAGUAUAUGGGCGUUUACUUGCUGGCGCUUGGUAUCUAUAGUGCACUUAACAUGGUGCACUGGAUUAUUAUCUCCUUGUUUGCCCGUAGCAAUUCUUAUAUACUCCUUAUCAGCGGUAUUGCGCAUACUUGCUUCUUCAUUGUGUUCCUGUUUUUAGAAUGUCAUAGUAAUAAAGAUGAAGUCAAAUUAGUGAAUGUCAAUGUAGUAGACAAUGAAAAACCUAGCCCCCUAGAUAUACACAUUAACAAUAACGAUGGAUACUUGGCAAUUCAGAAAUGGGGUAGGCCAGAUAGAUGGUAAAGUAAAAACACUGAAACAUUAUUACCAAAAUUAAGAAAAUAUAUAAGAAAUGCAUAAGAAAAUUGUUUGAUUAAAAGAGUUGUAUUAGGGUAGCACCACUACUUUGUAAAUAGAUUUCUGUCAAGGAUUAUCGCUCAUUUUAAGAAUCUCAAAAAUUGUUAACUGUACUAUUUAUAAUAUGUAACUUUAAGCCAAUUAUAAUUUCACAAGACUUUCGAAAAUAAAUUUAUUGAUUUUACUGUGUAAUAAUUAUAAGUAGUUAGUAUCCUGUGGUGCGUCAUGAACUUUGGGACCUCUUUCCCAAGGUCUAGCAGUACAUUUAAUAUUUUGAAAGCUUCUCUAGUUUAUAUGAUUGUACGGGUAGCCACCAGUCUCAUCUGGGUUUUACUUGGUAAGCUGCGGCUAUUCUUAAACCAAAUAAAAGAAGAACCUCGUCUAUUAUA
Molecule: messenger RNA, 1365 nt
Organism: Hermetia illucens (black soldier fly)
Lineage: Eukaryota; Metazoa; Arthropoda; Insecta; Diptera; Stratiomyidae
Product: ER lumen protein-retaining receptor 1-like
Exons: 2
Coding region: 140-922 (260 amino acids)
Biological process (GO): endoplasmic reticulum to Golgi vesicle-mediated transport; protein retention in ER lumen
Cellular component (GO): membrane; endoplasmic reticulum; cis-Golgi network
Molecular function (GO): ER lumen protein retrieval receptor activity
Source: RefSeq, a predicted model, not a curated record